Molecule: messenger RNA, 4664 nt
Organism: Pogoniulus pusillus (Red-fronted tinkerbird)
Lineage: Eukaryota; Metazoa; Chordata; Aves; Piciformes; Lybiidae
Gene: GTF3C4
Product: general transcription factor IIIC subunit 4
Exons: 5
Coding region: 18-2468 (816 amino acids)
Biological process (GO): transcription initiation at RNA polymerase III promoter
Cellular component (GO): transcription factor TFIIIC complex
Molecular function (GO): histone acetyltransferase activity; protein binding
Source: RefSeq, a predicted model, not a curated record
GGAGCGGCGGCGGCGAGAUGGCGGCGGCGUGCGGGGGCAGCCCCUCGCUGGCGGCGGGGGAGGAGGAGCAGGAGCCGCCGCUGGGGCUCGACUCGCUCCUGGAGGAGGCGGCGGCGGCGGCGACUGCGCUGCCCAGCGCCGGGUUCCGGCUAACGGCGGUGCGGCGGGAACCGGCCGUGAAGCUGCAGCACGGAGUCAGCGGGAUGGAGCCGCUGGCCUGGUCGGAAGAUCACCGGGUGUCGGUGAGCACGGCCCGCAGCAUCGCCGUCCUGGAGCAGCUCAGCGACGUCCACAGCGGCGGGCAGGAGAUGGUGAUCCACCGCACGGCCGUGCCCGCGCCCUCCGUCUCCUGUCACCUCAAGGUUGGUCCAAAAAAGGAGGUGGCAGAGUGCAAGGAGAAGUUUGCCAACUCGGUGGACCCGACGGUCAGCCAAGCUUUCAUGCUGGACAGAGUGUUCAACCCCGAGGGCAAGUCGCUGCCCCCACUGCGAGGGUUCAAAUACUCCAGCUGGUCGCCGCUGGGCUGCGACGCCAACGGAAGGUGCCUGCUGGCAGCUUUAACCAUGGACAACCGCUUGACCAUCCACGCCAACCUCAACAGGCUGCAGUGGGUGCAGCUGGCAGACCUGACGGAGAUCUACGGGGAGCGUUUGUACGAAGCCAAUUACAGACUUCCCAAGGCUGACACUGCCAGGGGGGAGCUGGGAGACUUCGCAGAGUUCCAGCGCCGGCACAGCAUGCAGACUCCGGUGCGCAUGGAGUGGUCUGCCAUCUGCACCACCCAGCAGGUCAAGCACAACAACGAGUGCCGGGACGUGGGCAGCGUGCUGCUGGCGGUGCUCUUUGAGAACGGCAACAUCGCCGUGUGGCAGUUCCAGCUGCCCUUUCUGGGGAAGGAAUCCAUCACUUCUUGCAAUACCAUAGAGUCUGGAAUAAGCUCUCCCAGCGUCUUGUCUUGGUGGGAGUACGAACACCACAACCGCAAGAUGAGCGGACUUAUCGUGGGCAGUGCUUUUGGACCUGUUAAGAUCCUGCCUGUCAAUCUCAAAGCCGUCAAAGGCUACUUCACCCUGAGGCAGCCUGUGGUCCUGUGGCAAGAGAUGGACCAGUUACCGGUGCACAGCAUCAGAUGCAUUCCUCUUUACCACCCCUACCAGAAAUGUAGCUGCAGCUUGGUGGUGGCUGCACGAGGAGCUUACGUGUUUUGGUGUCUCCUGCUGAUCUCCAAAGCGGGUCUGAACAUCCACAACUCCCACGUGACAGGGCUCCACACCCUGCCCAUCGUGUCCAUGACUGCAGACAAGCAGAACGGCACGGUCUACACCUGCUCCAGCGACGGCAAGGUGAGGCAGCUGAUCCCCAUCUUCACAGAGCUGGCUCUCAAGUUCGAGCACCAGCUGGUUAGGCUCUCGGAAGUGUUUGGCUCCGUCAGGACUCACGGCAUCGCUGUCAGCCCCUGCGGCGCCUACCUGGCGGUCGUCACCACGGAGGGCAUGACCAACGGCCUGCACCCCGUUAACAAGAACUACCAAGUGCAGUUUGUGACCCUUAAGACUUUCGAGGAGGCAGCUGCGCAGCUCCUGGAGUCUUCCGUGCAGAACCUCUUCCGGCAGGUGGACCUGACGGACCUCGUCCGCUGGAAAAUCCUGAAGGACAAACACAUUCCGCAGUUCCUGCAGGAAGCCCUGGAUAAGAAGAUCGAGAGCUGUGGCUCUACCUACUUCUGGCGCUUCAAGCUCUUCCUCCUGAGGAUUUUGUACCAGUCCAUGCGGAAGGCUCCCUCGGAGGCCCUGUGUAAACCCUCGCACGAGGAUGCCAAAGUCCUGAUCUCGGAUUCCCCCGGGAUGGGCAGCACCGAGGACGACCAAGAGGAGGGAACCUCGAAGCGGGCCAGCAGGCAGGGCCUGUGCAACGCAGGCAAAGGCGCGGACGCAGAGGACGCUGCGGACGAGGCUCUGCCUCAGGCGAGCGAGGCGGGAGGCCGCGAGCCGAUGGAGGAGAAGCUUCUGGAGAUCCAGGGGCACAUCGAGGCGGUGGAGAUGCACCUGACCCGGGAGCACAUGAAGCGGGUGCUGGGCGAGGUGUACCUGCACACGUGGAUCACGGAGAACACCAGCAUCCCCACCAGGGGCCUCUGCGACUUCCUCAUGGCCGACGACGCCUGCGAGGACAGAACGGCACGAGUGCUGAUUGGACACAUCCUGAAGAAAAUGAACAAGCAGACUUUCCCUGAGCACUGCAGCUUGUGCAAGGAGAUCCUGCCCUUCACCGACCGCAAGCAGGCUGUCUGCUCCAACGGGCACAUCUGGCUCAGGUGCUUCCUGACUUACCAGUCCUGCCAGAGCCUGGUCUACAGGAGGUGUUUGCUUCGCGACAGCAUCGCACGGCGUCCCACCCCAGAAGAUCCUGAAUGGAUCAAGAGGUUAUUGCAAGGACCUUGCACCUUCUGUGAUUCUCCUGUGUUCUAGAGGAAAGCUGCCUAAAGACUGAAAGCAUUUUCUCUACUGCAGAAGUUCCCUUCAGUCUGGAAGGACGUUACUGGAAGGGGAAGACAUUGUCCACAGCCCUGUAAAUAGAACAUCAGAGGUUCUAGAAGCUCCCAUUCCAUGCUUCAGAAGCAGCAGGAAGAGGGGAGUUGAGAAAGCAGUUUGGAACCACCCCAUUGAGACGACAGCAGCUGGACAUGCUUCCUCCUACCGCGAGGCAAGGGAAGCCUUGAAGACACAGUGUGACCUGUCCUUUCUGCCCAGCAGCUCUGUGAGUUCCUCACAGCUAGGAGAGGCACAGCAGAGCUGCCUGCUGAAUGCUCUGGCUGGGUAGAGAAGGCUUCAGCUUGUGGUGCUCUGGUUUAACAAGAGCUGCCACUUGCUGCAGGUCAUCAGACUGCCAAUUUGUGGCUUGAAUUUCUUGCAGAGUGAAGCUUUUGCCAAUUUUCAGCCCUACAAAAAACUGAGGUUGGCUCUUGGGUUAGUGUCACCUGAAGGCUAGAAGUCUGCCUCUUGGCUGUCCCACCAGCAUGGCAGUCAGAAGGGUAACAGUGGCUGCCUGGGGUGAAAAUGGAUCAGUAAGAGUCACUUGGAAAUGUAAUAAUGAUGAGACCAGUAGCAAUGAGGUGAAACACUAAUAUUUAUCUCAUCCCCAAUGCUCCCAAGCCUUUUACCCCACUUUCUGCUUCUAAACCAAGUUCUAACCACUUCCUAGACUUGCCAAUGCAAGAGUUUCAAAGCCCUUGACCAACAGAAAUCUCCAAACCCACCACCAAUUUACCUAAUUUUCAAUUAAUUGGGAGGCUUCCUCAUUUGGGGGAGGUUAAUAACAACUUUGACACCCAGUGACAGUUUCUCUCCUCAUAAUGCAGUGAAGAAAAGAAAGAAAUGAACCAAAACUCCCAAACUCCACUCUGGUUAACCUGGGACAAGUAAAGCAUCCACAGGAGGUCAUGGUCAGUCACUGUGACCUUCUCAUUGAGAGAUUCAGAAACACACCAAGGGUAAAAGCUUCCAGAGGAGGGUGGUGAAGCUGUUCUGGCACCUUGCCCUUCUCAUCAAGGGAUAAACACAUCAGUGAUGUAGCAUCUUUGCCAGUGAACUCACCAAAACCAGCCCCAGCUUAUCUGACCUUCAGUGAUUUCAGAGGAUCCCUCAGUCAGUAACUGAAUUUAAGAACAGCUUUUGACUCCCAGUGACAGUUCCUUGUAAUGAUGCAGUGAAAAACAACCACCCCAAAGUCCACUGUGGUUAACAGGUGACAGAGGAAGCUUCCACAGGAGCUGAUGGAGGGUGGUGAAGCUCUUCUGUCACCUUGCCCUUCUCACCAAGAGAUUCACAAACACACCAAGGGUAAAGCUUCCACAGGAGCUGAUGGAGGGUAGAGAAGCUCUUUUGUCACCUUAACCUCAUCAAGAGGUUGCUAAACACACCAGGGAUGUAGCAUGGCUGAGCCCAGAGGUUUGUUCUGCCUCUUCUCUGUCCUGUCCUCUGUCCCACCACUUUGUUGUUUGUUUUAUUUUUCUUUGGCAUCUUGUUCCUGUGGGGAGCAGGAGAAACCUUUUGACCUUCCUAUGCAGUGUUAGAGGGAUAAUAACUCCAAAAUGUGUGGGGCUUUUGGUACAGUUUGUCUUGUUAACUUAACCCCCACCUUGUCAAACCACCCAGAGUGCACCAAUCUGCACACACAAAGUGUUGCCUUGUUUGUGAUCCAGGACACUUCCAACUGUGGCUGAAAUGCUCUGUAGCUAUUUGAGAGGUCGAGGAGUUGCCCUGACGAGCAUCAGGGCAUGUGUAGGUUGCUGCUUAAGCUCCUUGGAUUCAGAAUAUGUUUGAUGUUUUCCUUCUUAACAUUCCUCCACCUUGAGCAGAAGAAGAUUGGUUUUCAGCCACCAUGAAACCAGCUCAGCUGGCCUUGCUGUUGGCUGUUCCAUGCAUUAAGCAGGGUAGAGCUUAGACUGAGAGUAAUGUUCCUAGAGCAGCAGGAGCACCUUCACCUGUAAAAUAAAACCUGAGCCUUGUCUGUAAAUAUCCUUGGAAGUGACACCAUCACUGUAUUAAAGAAAUGUUUAGUUUUUUAUUGCUGUGCAUUGCAAGUGGAAAUUCCUUCAGUGUGUCUGCAGGAGAGAGAAGAAUGUAGCUUGUGCCAGCUCCUAGUAAAGCAAAGAGUAACCUCCA